CGAGCGGCCCGAUGCUGGCCUGAGCCGACACCAGAACCACACCCACUCGAAAUCCUGCAGGUUGCUGUCACCGUGAUUGUUUUUGUUGCCACAGGAAUAUAGCAGGUUCAAGAUGACAGAAUACAAGCUGGUCGUCGUAGGAGCUGGUGGCGUUGGCAAAAGUGCCUUGACCAUUCAGUUGAUCCAAAACCACUUUGUAGAUGAAUAUGACCCCACCAUUGAAGACUCUUACAGAAAGCAAGUGGUGAUUGACGGGGAGACGUGUCUCCUAGACAUUCUCGACACGGCAGGUCAAGAAGAAUACAGUGCCAUGAGAGAUCAGUACAUGCGAACAGGCGAGGGCUUCCUGCUAGUUUUUGCAGUCAACAAUGCCAAGUCAUUUGAAGAUAUUAGCAUGUACCGGGAGCAGAUCAAGAGAGUCAAAGAUGCCGAGGAAGUACCCAUGGUUUUGGUGGGCAACAAAUGUGAUUUGCCAAUGCGUGCAGUAGACAUGGUGCAAGCAAGAGAGGUGGCCAAGCAGUAUGGAAUUCCUUUUGUUGAAACAUCAGCCAAAACUCGCAUGGGCGUAGAUGAUGCAUUUUACACAUUAGUCCGAGAGAUUCGCAAAGAUAAGGAACGCCGGGGGAAGGACAAGAGAAAAAGAACGAGAGGUGGCAGCAAGAAGAAAAAGUGUUGCAUCUUAUAAUGCAGUGGCCGUUUCACUAGCUGGCUCCAAUAAUUACAAUUAGUUAAGCAUAUAUUUAAUUACAAAAGACUUCGAUUCAACUUUGUAGUAGUGCGCUCACUGGUUUAGCACUCGGUAACUACUUUUUGAAAUCGAAUAUAUUUCCAAGGUGGAAAGAAAGCAAUUAUUGAAAAGAAUCAACAGUUUACAUUGAGCAAUGUCUAAUUGUCAUGUUUUGUCACAUUCGGUGCAUGUCACGAAAGCGCACGGUGAGCAAGCCAAAUUUUUUACUGAUCCACUCGUGAAACUAAAGCAGAUGGAGAUAUCAAACUUGUUCAAUCGAUCCCCAAGUGCGAGUGGAUUGCUUCUUCGUGGAUCGGUUUUAUUUCUCCGACUGACAGAAAAAGAGAAAAUUGUCAGUGCUGGGGGCGAUGUGGCUGGUAAAGAUGGAAUAAGAGUGCUGUUGUGUAAUUGGUUUUUAUAAUUUGACAGUUACGGUGGACCAAUUUGAAUAACUUGUAUUUUAAAGUCGCCGCCCGUGGUUGCCGCCGAGGACAGACCCUUUGUGAAAACUUUGCCUCGCCAGGCGAUAGUAAAAAAUUUGACACGUCUGUCUCGAGCCGGUGAUGUUUGUACGGCAACUGCGCGGCGGGUUUAAAAGCUUUGUAACGUAUUAUUAACCUAGCAAGCAGAACUUUUUGUCUGGCAUUUGAUCUGUCAUUCCCACUCACUUCUGAUGGGGAAGCACAGAGCGUUUUACGUUUAAACCGAAUUCUUCAAAAUUUGCUCGAUAUGGAUGUUUGUUCAAGUGUUCGAUUUGGUUAAGAGCUAUAAUAUCAAAUAACUCUCAACGAACAGCCCUGGCCGACCGCUCGGCAGGGCUAACAGCUGGAUUGGGAACAGUUAAAUUAAAAACGGCUGCUGAAUAGCAAAGUUUGUGGUCCAAUUGCCUAGCGAUUGAUUCUUGUAUGAAUGUGUGGUUUGCCUGUUGCAACUCCCGACAACCCCCCAGCACUCUUAAAUACGCGGACUUGGAAUUGAAAAUCGGCUGCGCGCGGAUAUGUCAGUAUUUGCUGAGAGGUCUCUCGACUCCAAUUAGGAUUAAAUUUGUUGCUUUCCAUUGGCUUUACAAAUUAUUUUUUACCUGACGUCAAUGAACAUUGUCAACAAUGGAGAAAAAUAAUGUAGUUUUUAAUCUUUUAAUACGUUCAGAUUUAUUUUUAUUAGGCGAGACGCAUUAGAGAUAUUGCUUGUUAUUUUUCUAUCGUGUUCUUAACGCGGCGACGGACAAGUUCUCUGUCGCUCCUCUCUUCUCUCUCUUUUUCUCUCUCUCUCUCUCUCUCUCUCUAAAUACUAAAACAGAAUUUGUUGACCUGUGCAGUGGAUUUCUAUUGACCGACAAGUUUGUUAAUAAUAAAGGUGGAGUAUGGUGGAGAUAAAUUCAUAUUUAAAUGCGAGAUUAUAAAAAUCUUUAUACGGACGUUGAUCCCUCUCGGAUUUUAGAUUGGGUGUCCAUGCAACCACAGCUAAAGAAUUCAAUUUUGAAAGUAUGUCCCGCCAGUGGUGUAUUGGCAUCAGAUUGUCCUCAAAUCCCAUUUAUCUACCUGAAGUUUAUCACAAAAUAUUGAUUAGCUAGUAGUAGUUGUAAGUUCAAAAUGAGCAAAGCAAAUGAUGCAAAUUGUUAAAAUCUUCUUCAUUAAAAAAGGAUCCUGUGAGUGCUUAAAACUAACUAGUAUUUUCAACGCACAUUAUCAGCACGAGGGAAAUAAACCCGCAUUGUGAGUUUUCCAGCGGUGAUUUAACUGAAUUGUAAUUGAUUGAUCGCAUACCAAAUAAUGUUAACUUAUGACACUGAUAUUGGAAGGUUUUGUUCUUUGGCGUGGCUAUGCUACGCCAAGGAUUUGUAUAGCGGGAAAGUGAAACAAAAGUCAUUAAGUGAAAGCCAGAGUUGUGAAUUUUCAUUGAAAUGAAAUUAACGUCAUUCUUUUGUGAAUCUUUUUGUGCUCUUUUAUGAUGGACGACAAUAUACAUUAGUUGGAAGAAAUUCUGGACAAAUGCUUCGCUCUUAAUUUGCAAACUCUGGUAACUUCUGUGACAAAAAUUAGCUACAAAGAUUUUGUUGAGAAGCGCAUAGGAACGACGCACUAUUUUAUUUUCAAGUGCCAAAAUGCAACAAUUCUUAAUAAAAUUCAAAUGUAUUUUCCUUUAUUAUAAAAUAAAUUAAAAGUUACAAAUGA
Messenger RNA from Cloeon dipterum, 2901 nucleotides. RefSeq names its product ras-like protein 1 (gene Ras85D). The record is from RefSeq and is a predicted model, not a curated record. Gene Ontology annotation, cellular component: plasma membrane. Gene Ontology annotation, biological process: Ras protein signal transduction; epidermal growth factor receptor signaling pathway. The transcript has 6 exons. Gene Ontology annotation, molecular function: GTPase activity; GTP binding; GDP binding. NCBI's taxonomy places the organism in Eukaryota, Metazoa, Arthropoda, Insecta, Ephemeroptera, Baetidae. The coding region runs from base 113 to 685 and encodes 190 amino acids.